Scylla paramamosain (green mud crab) is the source of this 814-nucleotide messenger RNA. RefSeq lists its product as uncharacterized. The transcript has 6 exons. The coding region runs from base 212 to 814 and encodes 200 amino acids. The record is from RefSeq and is a predicted model, not a curated record. NCBI's taxonomy places the organism in Eukaryota, Metazoa, Arthropoda, Malacostraca, Decapoda, Portunidae.
UUCUUCUAUAUAUAUAAUGUACGUAUAAAUUUACUCAUAUCAAAUGAGUAGGGAGAGGAAGAGGAAGAGGAGGAGGAGGAGGAGGAGGGGAAGAGCAGAGAGGAGCAGGGAAGUCACGCAGCGACAGGCCUUCUGAUUCCCCGCAGUCUGGGCCCGGGCGUCAGAUUGGAGAGGAUACGUGUGUCGCUCCUCCCUCAGUGACUGCCAAGGGAUGGAGCUGCUCGUGUGUCAGCCUCGGGGCGCCCCUUUCCUACUGCUGGGUUUGGCGCUGCUCUGUGGUCAAGUCAGGAGCGAGUGUGAGCGACGAAUUCCUAACUGCGUGGGAGAGAACUGUGUGGAGAAAGUGGAGUGUCUGAAUGGACGCUGCGGAGUUGACGGUGCGUGUGAGUGCCUUCCCUGCUACUCCGGGCCGACCUGCGCCGCAUACGAUGACAAGUAUGGCCCAAGAUUCGCUAUACGACUAGACACAGUCAUCGUUAACUCGAAGCAUGAAGGUGUGGUGUACAAGGCUAGCGCAGAGGACGAGGACCUUGGCUUGACGUGCCCGCUGGGUCCCGGACAACACACCCGCUGCCCCUGCGCCCGCUAUCACCUACAGCCUCCUCGUGCCCCCCGACACCCUCAACCACCCACUCUUCACUAUCCACGAGUCGUCCGGGCAGGUGUUUCUCCGGGAAGGCUCGCGGCUGACUCCAGGAAGCAGUCACCAGUUGGAAAUCAUUGCCUCAAGCACCAAGAACAGCCUCCUGUACGACUACCAGACACUGACCAUUCUAGUGCACCGCGAAGACCACUUGGACGAACUUCUACAUGA